Schistocerca nitens (vagrant locust) is the source of this 1816-nucleotide messenger RNA. It is a transcript of the gene Cyp49a1, whose product is annotated as probable cytochrome P450 49a1. Gene Ontology annotation, molecular function: monooxygenase activity; oxidoreductase activity, acting on paired donors, with incorporation or reduction of molecular oxygen; heme binding. The transcript has 10 exons. NCBI's taxonomy places the organism in Eukaryota, Metazoa, Arthropoda, Insecta, Orthoptera, Acrididae. Bases 1 to 1638 code for a protein of 545 amino acids. The record is from RefSeq and is a predicted model, not a curated record.
AUGCAUAGUAUGGACAUAUCUGAGGCGCCGACGACAUCGGCAUGGAGCGACGUCGUCGAGGACGCAUCGGACCCCGCGCGCGUGCCUGCGACAGCAGCUGUGGAUUCCAGGGACACCCUGCGAGCGGCGCUGUCGGCUGACCCUUCUGUUGGCUACCGGCGAGAUUCCUCCACAUUAAAAUUCACCACUAACGAGGUGCGUCGUGGUUGGGGACACGCUGCCAGCUGCCUGAUGAGUGGGUGUGCCUGUGCAGGCCAGUACGCGGUGGAGCGGCUGGACGAGGUGAUGGUGUCGCUGGGCCGGCACGGGCGGCUGGCGCGCUUCUCGGGGCUGGUGGGCCACCCCGACCUCGUCUUCCUGUUCGACGCGCGGCUGGUGGCGCAAGUGCUGCGCAGGGAGGACGCCUGCCCCCAUCGGCCCGCCAUGCCCUCCAUACAGCACUACAAGGCGCGCAUGCGCAGACACUUCUUCGGAGAGACACCGGGGCUCAUCGGAGUGCACGGAGAGCCGUGGGAGCGCUUCCGGGCGCAGGUGCAGCAGCCGCUGCUGGAGGCGGGAGCCGCCAGACGUUACGUGCCCGCGCUGCAGCAAGUGGCUGACGACUUCUUGCACAGGGUACAUGAAAUGAGGGAUGAAAAUCAGGAGUUACCAACUGAUUUCAUUGAUGAGCUUUAUACCUGGGCCCUGGAAUCUGUGGCGCGCGUGGCGCUGGACCGCCGAUUGGGCUGCCUGUCUGCGGAAGCCGCGAGCCGCGAGGAACCGCGCGCCAUCCUGGCUGCCAUCAAGGACUUCUUCCCGCUGGUGGCGCACGUCGAGCUGCGGCUGCCGCUCUGGAGGCUCGUCGCCACGCCCGCCUUCAACCGCUACAUCGCCGCCCUCGACACCUUCACACGUGUGUGUCUGAAAUAUAUAAACGAGGCUAUAGAGAGGGUAAGGGACACGCCCAGCAGUGAAGACAGAGCCGAUGGAGAGAAGUCCAUUAUCGAGAAAAUACUGGAGAAGACGUCAGAUCCGAAAGUGGCUGCCAUCCUGGCGCUGGAUAUGCUUCUCGUCGGCGUCGAUACUACGUCCGUGGCGGCGGCGUCGACUCUGUACCAGCUGUCCCGCAACCCGGAGAAGCAGGCGGCGCUGCUGCAGGAGCUGCGGCGCGCGCUGCCCACGCCGCGCUCCCCGCUCUCCGCCGCACACCUCGAGGGCCUGCCCUACCUCAAGGCCUGCAUCAAGGAGACGCUCAGAAUGUAUCCAGUUAUAAUCGGAAAUGGCAGAUGUCUUCAGUCUGAUGCUGUGAUCGACGAUUACCACAUACCUAAAGGGACACAUGUGAUCUUCCCACACCUGUGCCUGGGCCGCUCGGAGCGCUACUUCCCACGGCCGGCCGCCUUCCUGCCAGAGCGCUGGACGGCAGCAUGGCCAGGGGGCCGGCUGCCAGACCACCAGCAUGCCUCACUGCCCUUCGGCCACGGGCGCCGCAUGUGUGUCGGCAGACGAUUUGCUGAGGCCGAGCUGCAGAUACUCAUCGCCAAGAUUGUACGCAGGUACCAGGUUGAAUAUCAUUAUGGUGAAAUGAAAUACAAAGUGCAUCCAACAUAUGUACCUGAGAGCCCACUCAAGUUCAGACUGGUGUCAAGGUCAAACUAGAAACUUCUCUGCUACAAGAUGUAUUUCACGUACAAUGGUCACAAACAGCAUAUGCUAAUAUUACAUCAGUAAUACCUAUUUUAAAAUUGCUGGUCAAUAUAUCUAAGACUAGUAGCAAAAAUGCAAUGAUCUGACAUACUGUGUUGUUGCUAUCAUUAAUAACAGUAUGCAUAUCAAG